AUGGCCGUCGAGGAACAGGCAUUGGCUAUUUUUAAACUCAUUGAUGAAUUAAUUCAAAUUCAUUUUAAAUUAGAAAUGCUCAGGUGGGAUCGUGAGGGUCUUUCUGUCACUAAUGAAAAGGAAUUCGAAGGAUUUUCCGGUACUCAUUAUGAAGUACCAUGUGAUGAUAGAACUCGUUCAGCACUGUUCUCCUCGAUCGUGGAUCAUGAAAAGCGUCUAAAACACGGCGAAAAAUGGGUUGUUCGAAACAUAUUUGGUAGAACUUUAAAGGUGUAUGUCUGGAAUGGGCCAUUCAAGAGGGCUUACAUGCGGAAGCAAAGUUUUUCCAACAUCUUGAGAGGACUUAAUUUACUUUCUGAAGAAGAAGGCGACAUAGAAUGCCAGCUGUAUCUUAUAAAUCGAUAUCUACCAGGGGGCUUCUCUUCUGAAUCACUACCACUACGGAAGAAGACCACUUUUGCACUCCAGGACAGAGCGAUUCUGCUGAAACUUCAAGAAAUUAUAUUAAGGCGAAAUGACAAAUAUUUUGUGAGAAACCUGUCAUGCCUUGAGGAGAUGAAACGGAAUUUACCAAGCACGUCGAACUGA
Molecule: messenger RNA, 588 nt
Organism: Rodentolepis nana
Lineage: Eukaryota; Metazoa; Platyhelminthes; Cestoda; Cyclophyllidea; Hymenolepididae
Source: the annotation of a GenBank genome assembly